Messenger RNA from Gossypium raimondii (Peruvian cotton), 1303 nucleotides. Its product is annotated as zinc-finger homeodomain protein 11. The record is from RefSeq and is a predicted model, not a curated record. NCBI's taxonomy places the organism in Eukaryota, Viridiplantae, Streptophyta, Magnoliopsida, Malvales, Malvaceae. Gene Ontology annotation, biological process: regulation of DNA-templated transcription; regulation of developmental process. The transcript has a single exon. The coding region runs from base 302 to 1180 and encodes 292 amino acids. Gene Ontology annotation, cellular component: nucleus. Gene Ontology annotation, molecular function: DNA-binding transcription factor activity; transcription cis-regulatory region binding.
AUAAAUAACCAAAAAUAUAUAUGUAUUGAUAGAGAGAGAGAAAUUUAUUUUCACACUGUUUUAGUUUCGGCUGAGAGAGUUGUUGUGACCAUUCAUCAUCAACACCAUCAUCCAUCAUAAUUAGUUCACAAUGACACCUCUCUUCAACACUUAAACCAUCCCUUUUUUCUUCCUAUAUUCACCACUUUUGGACCAAACAAAGCCAAAUUCUCUAAGCUUGGCAAAAAAACCCUAACCCCACUAAAAGGUCCCCCUUCUCACCCCAUCAAUCCCUUCCCCCCCCCCCCUUUUUUUUGUGAAAAUGGAGGUAGUCAACACUAAAACCACCCCAUACCCACAAUCUGAGUCUUCAUCAGAGACACACAACCCCAACGAGGCCACGACCAAGUCUUUAACCCUCCUCAAUAGCUGCACAAUCCACCACCAUAUGGUGGUUUCUUACAAAGAGUGCCUCAAAAACCAUGUUGCCAGCUUGGGUGGACAUGCCUUGGAUGGUUGUGGUGAGUUCAUGCCUAGCCCUACUUCUACCCCGACUGACCCUGUCUCUCUCAAAUGUGCUGCCUGUGGUUGCCACCGUAACUUCCACCGUCGUGACCCAUAUGAUGCUCCUCCUGCUUUCAUCCACCGCCUGCCACCCCCACCUACUCAUCAUAGCUCUAGUCCAAGCCCAACCCACACCCCUGGUCUAAGCCCUAGCCCUAGCCCUAGCCCAACCCAUACCCCGCCUUCACCCGUCCCAUACUCUUACUACUCUUCUGCACCCCACAUGCUGCUUGCCUUGAGCACUGGCUACUCAGGGCCAUUGGAUGAGUAUCACCACCAUCCCAGAGUUGGAGUGAUAGAGAAAAACAACAACAACCCAAGUGGGAGAAAGAGGUCAAGGACAAAGUUCAGCAAGGAACAGAAACAAAAGAUGCAUGAUUUUGCUGUGAGGGUUGGUUGGAGGAUGCCAAAGGGUGAAGAAAAGCUAGUCAAAGAGUUUUGCGAUGAAGUUGGGGUCGAUAGAGGGGUCCUCAAGGUCUGGAUGCACAAUAACAAGAACAAUUUUGGCAAGAAAUUAGAGGUACUAGCUGUUGGUAAUCUCAACCCUGAUAGCAACAACAACAACAACAGUGAAGACAAUCCAAAUGGCAAUGCUACAAUCAGCUUUGAUUCCAAUAGUGACACCCCACAACAAUGAGUAACUGUAUCCCACCUUCAUCUUCCUACUAACAAUGCCUCAUCUUCUGCAUCUUGAUUUAGCAAAAAUAUACUGAAAUUUUUUUAUACAAAUAUCAACUUGCUGCUGUUCUUUUUGGUUUAA